Molecule: messenger RNA, 7131 nt
Organism: Amaranthus tricolor (Joseph's coat)
Lineage: Eukaryota; Viridiplantae; Streptophyta; Magnoliopsida; Caryophyllales; Amaranthaceae
Exons: 1
Coding region: 493-2205 (570 amino acids)
Molecular function (GO): protein binding
Source: RefSeq, a predicted model, not a curated record
UUUUUCAUUCAUCAAUCUAAAAAGUUUUAAAUAUCACCAUUCGUAUAAAGAUAAAUUAUUUUGAUUUAUUUUAUUAGCCUUGCUAAUUGUCUUGCAUCGUCUUGCAUUUUCAGGCUAUUUGUUUUGUCAAUGUUCUUUUGCUUUCAUUGGUAGGUUCACUGUUCGUGAGCCGAGAGUCCAUUAAUCGUAAUCUCUUAAUUUUUCUUGUAUAUUUUAACAUAAUUUUUAUAAGCGGGAGAUGAUAAUAAUAAAAAAAUUAAUUCUCCUUGACUAUUUUUAAGCAACUAAAAUCUCAACCCUAAAUUCGUUGUUCAUUAUUCAUUACCCUUCCUCUGCUUGCUUCUUCAAACUUCGCAUUAUCUCUUUUAUACUUUUUUUUACUUACUGUAACCAACUAACAACAAACUCAGAUUCUUUAAUGGAUUAUUCUUCUUCUUUUACCCAUUAAUAACUAGAAAUCAAACAGUAAUUGAUUCGACAAAAUAAGGAAAAAUGGUGGAAGAACAAAUUUCUUCACCAUCAUCAACUGGUGAAAAAUCACUCCGUCAAAUAAUCGACGAUAUAGAAUCACUUUCCUUACUUUCACAUACAAUCCGUGUGUUUCCCGUUAAAUGGCAGGUGAUUCGGAAGAAGCUCGAAGAACUAAGUAAUUUUUUAGUGUUUGCAAAACACCCAGAUUGUAAAAAUGGCGGACAAUUAAUGGAUUCAUUUCAUGCAAUUUCUCGUAUUUUAAUGGAGUGUCGUGAUCUUGCCACGAGGUGUAUUAAUGUAUCUUAUAGUGGGAAGUUAUUGAUGCAGAGUGAUUUGGAUAAAGUAAUUUCUAAAUUGGAUUGUGUUGAGAAAAAACUUUCCGCUAUUUUUAGGGAUUCUGGUGUUGUUACUGAAAAUCUUGCGUUAGUUGUUUUGAAGCCGAAAUUGGGAGCUACUAGAGAUGAAAUGAGGUUUUAUGUUAAAGAUUUGCUAACCAGAAUUAAAAUUGGCGAUACCCAGAUGAAAAAACAAGCAUUAAUUUCAUUAAAUGAAGUGAUUUUUGAAGAAGAAUGGUAUGUAAAGAUUGUUAUUGAAAUUGGUGAUUUUGUGCUAAAUUUAGUGAAUUGUUUGGGUUCAAUUGAGAUUGAAAUUCAAGAAGAAAGUACAUUUGCAAUUUCAGUGAUUUCUGGGUUUGAAUCUUACAGAGGAAUUUUGAUUGCUUCAGGUGUAAUUGGUUCUUUAAUUAGGGUUUUUGAAAAGGGGAGUUUAAAGGGGAAAAAGUAUGCAAUUAAAAGUCUUGAGAAAUUGACUGAAAAUGGUGAUAAUGCUUGGGCAGUUUCAGCUCAUGGUGGAGUGACUGCAUUGUUAAAUUUAUGUUCAAAUCAUGAAAUUGAUGUUGAAUUGAUUGGUUCUUCUUGUUGGGUAUUGAGAAAUCUUGUUGGGAUUGAAGAAAUUAAGCGAUUUAUGAUCGAAAACAAGGCGAUUUCUACUUGUAUUAACUUGAUUAAAGGAAGGGAUGAAAUGGGUCAAAUUGGUGCUAUUGAGUUCUUGCAAUCAAUGGCCUUAUGUGAUGAAAAUGCUUGUCAAUUGAUGAUCAAAGAAGGUGGAAUUCGACCUUUGAUUCGAAUUAUCGAUCCCAAGUCGAAUUUUUCCUUCAAAUUGAGGGAAACUACAUUAAGGGCAAUUGAAAAAUUUUGUUUUUCUUCUAUUGAUCAUGUUAAUAUGUUGAUGAGUUAUGGAUUUAUGGAUCAAUUAUUGUAUUUUCUUCGAAAAGGUGACGUUUCGAUUCAAGAAUUGGCAUUCAAAUCAGCUUGUAGAUUAUGUGGAACAUCAGAAGAUGCAAGAAAAUCAAUGGGGGAUGUUGGAUUUAUGGCUGAAUUUGUUAAGUUUUUAGAAGCAAAAUCUUAUGAAAUUAGAGAAAUGGCAGCUGAAGCAUUAUCUGCAAUGGUUUUACUACCUAAAAAUAGAAAGAAAUUUGCAGAUGAUCAUAAUAUUGGAUUGAUUCUUCAAUUGUUUGAUCGUAAAGAAGGAAAUUCUGGGAAUUUAAAGUUUUUAUUGUCUAUAUUAUUGUCAGUUAGCAGCUGCCAUCAUGUGAGGAGAAAAAUUACACAUUCUGGGUAUUAUAAGAACAUAGAAAAACUUGCUGAUGAUGGUGUUUCUGAUGCUAAAAAAAUUGUCAGAAAAUUAUCAACAAAUAGAUUCAAGACCAUCUUGAAUGGAAUCUGGCAUUCUUGAGAUAUUGUAAGUUUUUUUCCCACUUAUAUUUGGGGUUUAUUUUUCUUAAUUUUUACUGUAUAUGUGCAUAAAUAUAUGGGAUUUUUUAGUUUGUAUACCUACCAAUCCAUUACCUUCCUCUUGUACAGUGUAUUGUGCAUCGCAAAAAGAAAAUUUGUAGUCGGUUUUGGGCUAUUUUUAGGCGUUUUGAGCGAAUACAAAUCUAAAAAACAAAUUAACUAGCGAAUUAUGUAACAUUGCUCUUAUGUCAUUCUAGUUACACUCUCAAUGUUUUAAUUAUUGGUAUGAAAAGUUGAGAACGGUAAUGAAAUGAUAUUGUAAUUUUGCGAGAAAAACGAAUUGACAAGGUUUGAAGUCAUGCUUGUCCGACUCUAAUAACAUUUUAGUUUAAAUAAUUCAUUCUCAUGUGUUACCAAUUUACCACCAUGAAAGUUUUCUUGUUUCGGAAAUUGGGUUGAAAAACUUGUUUGUGAAUGAUAAUUUUAUUGUCAUUGAAAUGACAUUGUACAUUUCAUCAAAAUUAAUAUUAAAACUUAUUAUUAAUAUUAUUAUUUAAUACUAUUAAUCAAACGUGACAUUAUUAUUUCAUAAAUCAUAGUCCCCAAAAGUAGUUUUUUAUUGUAGCAUUUUGGUUAGCUUGUCUGUCUAUCACUAUAAGGGAUGAAAAAACAAGAAAUAGGAAAAAGGUUACAGUAGAAAGUUGAUGUUAUAUACAUUUUGACAGUUAUAUAAAUUCGGUACUCUAUAGCCUAUAGGAGGAUAUCCUUAUGCCCUGUGAUUCUGACAUUAUUGUACAAAUUUUGUUCUCUCCCUCCUACCCCUCGCCCUCUCAAUAAAUGCUUAGCAUUAGCACAACUAAUUUCACCUAAUUUGUUAAUCUUCGAAUUGUUGUCGAUUUUCGGGUUUUAGGCUAUUUUGAGCGAAUCGGAAAUUCAAAAAGCGUAUUAGUCGGUCUCUUGAGAGACCGUUUCUCAAAGACGCCUUUCAAAUCCAACCUAUUAAAGUUAAGGUAAACUAAAAGAUAAUAAUAUGCUCACCGAAUUAUGGAUGGUCUUUCAAAGAGAUCGUCUUUCACAAGAAUUUGUGAAAAUGAAUUAACUAGCGAAUCAUAUAACACUGGACUAUAGUGUGUUAUGAAACUGGCUUGGAUGGCACUUGUAAAGCUUUGGAUUAUAGUUAUAGUAAUGUAAAACCUUUAUAGCUUGGCCGAAUAUGAUAAGAAGCGACUUUAUUUGUGCACUAUAUUUCAUAAUCACUACAGAUGCGAUUUUGUAUAGGGUAAAGCUUUUUGGCUAAAUGUUUAGCCAACUAAACUUUAGUAAGUAUGAUUCUGCUUAUAGUCUUUGUGAUGAAUUCCUUGGAUCUUUCCGGGACUCUAUUGUCAAGGGACUAUCCCUUGGUCCUAAUCUUACCAACUGCUAUAACAAUAGCUACAUAACUUACUGUCAGGCCGUGACUAUUCGUUACAUAGUCAUCUUGUGGGUUCACUUGUGUGGAUAUACCUACGGGGCGUCCGUGGGCUCGGGUCCACAAAUUUACGGUUUAUGAGCAUUAACUUGCAUACACAUUUGAUGGUGUUUAUUUUUUCUUAAAAACAUAUGGUAUUAGGAGGAUUACCCAUCAAAUAUUAUAUGCAAUUCUACAAUUCACUAUUUUAGCGAUGUAGGAUCUUCCUCAUAUGUGAAGUAUUUCCAACACUUACAUAGGCUCGAGUUCAUGCAGAUCUAAGUGUCUGAUACGACUAUUUAGCCAAAACGAGGAGCCUUAAGUGCCCAUCUAUAUCCGUAUGUCAAAGAUUUGAUACAGGUAAAAUGAGGAGUUGAAGUUAGGAUAAGGAGGAAGUACUAUGGAAAGAAGAGUAGAAUAGACACUAGACAACAUAGAAAUGGGACCAAAAUAUUAAAAAGAAACUUAUCUUUUUGUAUUUUUUUGAGUGGGAGCACAUGGGAAAGGUAUGAAGAAAGGCAAUUCUUAAAGGCUAAGGUCAUGUGAUAAGUGGGAAUCAAAGUCUUGAUUAUUUAAACUUUCUUCUUACCCUUCUAAAUACAAACAAAUGAAGGAAAGUGAUAGUUGAUUAUGAUCAUGAUGUAUACUCUGAUAGAAAAUAACCCAUAUGUAAUCAUACAUCGAAGAAUUAAAGAGAGAUUGACUAAUAUAUAUAUUUGAUGGACUACUCUUCCUAAUACCAAUUGGUUUAGUUUUCUUGUAGUCAACUCUCCUCUUAUAAGGAUUUUGUUGUAAACAAACCCAAUAACAAAUUUAUCACUCUUUUGUAUUUACUUGUGAUCUUCUGUUUUCUUUUUAUUGUAAACAAGUCUAAUAAUAAAUUUAUCAUACUCUUCUGCCUUUACUUGUGAUCCUUUGUUUUCUUUUUAAGCUUCUUCAAUGGCAGUUUCCUAUAAUUUAGACUUUACAGUAAUGAAAUUUGCCUUUGUUUUGGAGUUAUUGAUAAAAGUAAUUCUAGUUGUUUUAUUAUUAAUGCCAUAUUUUGACUACUACUUGCACUGUUUUUUGGGAGCUACCUUGAUUUUUUAGGUGAUUUGUGGAAACAUACACUGUUUUGUGCACUACUCCUGUGGUAUAUCUUAGUUUUAUUGUCAUAGAUAUUCACUUUUUUUGUACAAUAUCGUUUUACUCGGUCUUUUUGUCAUAUAUUGUUAACUAGUUUGACCAACUGGAGAUAUUUGCUGAUUUAUUUACUAUUAAGUCAACUCUCAUAGAUAGUGAAUAUUUUGAAUUAGUUUAGAAUUUUGGAUUCACUAAUUCUUAAAUGAGAUCUUUAUUGGGCUGGCUAAAUACACAUUUUUUAAAUUGAUCACUUAUAAUUUUAAGAAAUUUUUUUUUUAUGGUUUUAGAGUGAUUACUUAUAACCUUAAAACGAUCACUUACGAUUUUAAAGUAAUCAAUUAAAAAAAUGAGUUAAUAUAUGAGUUCGUCUCAUGAUGAAACAGUUUUAUACAAGACGAGCUAUUUUGAAUUAGGAUUGAAAAAAAAAUUAAGAUAUUUAAAAAAAAAUACAAGGAAGCAUGAUGAUGCCAUGAGACACGUCACACACAUGAAGUUUUGGAGCAAGUACAAUAUUUGCCCAAUGAGUGAUGGCAAUCAUUCGUAAACAAAUAGAUCCAACCACCAAAAUACUCUCGAACGAAAAAAAAUAGUUACGUUUCCCUAAAAAGUUCUCACAUAAUCUGAAGAAUUAAGUUAAUUAUUAAAUUAUUAUGUAGAGUUUUUAUUUUAAAGUUAUCUCACUAAAAAAGGAUUUCUUAUAAGAAUAGCUCUAAGUUCAGAUAUUCGUUUUCCAUUCUCUACCACUCAAUAUUUAGUUUAGCAAUUUUAGUGAAGGUAUUAGCAAUUUAGUUUAGCAAUAUAGAGGUAUUAAACUUUUAAGCCACAAAAUGAAAUUGUGGGAAGAGUGAUAUAGGGGAGAAUUAAACAGGAAACAGUGAUUAUAGAGAACUAAUUCGGUUAAUGCCAGAAAGGUCAACCAUUGAGGCAAUUCAUGUUUUGAGGAGACUGAUGGAGAAAUAUAAGGAGCGGAAGAAAAAUCUGCAUAUGAUGUUUAUUGACUUGGAGAAAGCGUAUGACAACAUACCACAACGUGUCAUCUGGGAUAGCCUCAAGGCUAGAGGUAUUUCUUCAGUGUACAUUGAGGCCAUAUGGGAUAUGUAUGACAAAAAUUCGACUAGCAUUCAAACACCGGUGGGGAUAACAGAGCCUUUUCCGGUUAAAGUGGGACUACAUUAGCGAUCGGCUCUAAGCUCUUUCAUUUUUACUGUCAUAAUGGAAGAGAUUUCUAAAUCUAUUUGGGAGACGGUACCGUGGUGCAUGAUUUUUGCGGACGACAUAGUGCUGGUAGCAGAAACUAGAGAGUAGGUUAGUAACAAAUUGGAUGAGUGCAGGGAAGCUUUAGAAGGCAAAGGAUUGUGCAUUAGCCGUACGAAGACCGAGUAUUUGCGCUGUGACUUUAGUGGGACAUCACCAGUAGGUGAACCAAAGGUGUCCAUAGAUGAAACAGGUGUGAAGAGUACAACCAAGUACAAGUAUUUGGAAUCGAUCAUUCAAAGGGAUGGGGAUGUAAAUCAUCGUAUACAUGCGGGAUGGCUCAAGUGGCGAGCAGCCACCGCAAUGCUAUGUGAUAAGAAAUUCCCAAGCAAGUUAAAAGGAAAAUUUUACCGGGUACAAUCAGACCUGCUCUGAUAUAUGGGACCGAAUAUUGGCCUGUAAAGAAGAUUUUCGAACAUAAGAUGGAAGUUACAGAAAUGCGUAUGCUGAGGUGGAUGUGUCGGCACACAUUGAUGGAUCAAAUUAGAAAUCAAGAGUUUAGGGAUAAACUAGGGGUAACCCCUAUAUCUAGAAAAUUGUGUGAAAAUAGAUUAAGGUGGUUUGGUCAUGUGCGGAGAAAGACUUUCGAUGCCCCUGUGAGGAGGGUAGAAAGCAUUAUAGUAGAGGGUAAGAGUAGUCGAGGAAGACCCAUGAGAACUUGGGAUGAGCAAAUAAGAGUUGACUUGCAUGAGUAAAACCUCUCUGCGGACCUGACUAGGGAUAGUUACAGUUGGAGACGUCAUAUCUAUGUCUUAGAUUACUGAUGUCCUCUUAGUCUAUUUUUUAGUGUUCUUAACCUCUUGAUUUAUCGUUUCCUUUCUAUUAGUUCUUUGUUUUCUUUUGUAGUGGUUCUACUUUUUAUAGGCCUUUAAGUUAUCUUGCACGUGUAAUCACGUCUCUUUAUCUUCCUCGAGCCGGGGGACUCCUUUGGCGGCGCUCUCCUUUAUGGGUAUGAGUUGCCUCCGUCUUUUCCUCCCCAGACCCUAGCCUUAGUUUUUCUAUGAGCGGGAUAUACUUGGUAGAAUGAUGAUGAUGAUGUACUCCACCUAUUCACCAGAGUCCUAAAAGUUGAAUUUUAUAGUUAAUAAAACGAUCCUGCUAACG